This is a messenger RNA of Dovyalis caffra, 1245 nucleotides long. The record is from the annotation of a GenBank genome assembly. Lineage: Eukaryota; Viridiplantae; Streptophyta; Magnoliopsida; Malpighiales; Salicaceae.
AUGUCCUCAUCAGAAACAAGGUCGCCGUUGCCAUUUCUGUUUCGAAGACGGUCGAGUGGAGAUAUCAGAAAGAAUUUAGCCUCAGUUUCGAGCAGCCUUUUACCAGCUUUUGGAACCGUUGUUGAUGAUGGUUACUUACACUUGAAGAAAUAUGUUAUCGCUCCUUAUGAUAGAAGAUACCGGUGGUGGCAAACGUUCCUUGUGGUGCUGGUGGUAUACUCGGCAUGGGCAUCUCCUUUUGAGCUGGCAUUUACGAAAGUGGCUACGGGAGGACUUUUGCCUGUCGAUUUGGUGGUUGACGCAUUCUUUGCCGCUGAUAUCGUCCUAACUUUCUUCGUGGCUUAUUUGGACAAUUCGACCUAUCUUCUGGUGGAUGAUCACAAGAAAAUUGCAGUACGGUAUAUCACCAGGUUAAUGUUCCCAAUGGACGUAGCCUCAACUCUGCCAUUCCAAAUCAUAUACAGAAUCUUCACCGGCACAAUGCACGAAGGAGAGGUCUUCGGUUUCCUCAACUUGCUUCGGCUUUGGCGGCUCAGGCGUGUCAGUGAACUCUACAAAAGGUUACACUAUUUGCUGUUCACUCGGCAGGAUGCUUUUACUACUGGCUUGCUGCCCAUCAUCAAACAGCAGAGGAAUGCCAUCAAUCAGAUAUUAAGAUAUGCGAGCAAGAAUAGACUUCCAGAAGGGUUGAAAGAGCAAAUGCUAGCCCACAUGCAACUCAAGUUCAAGACAGCAGAGUUGCAGCAAGAAGAGGUGUUAGAGGACUUGCCAAAAGCAAUCAGAUCUAGCAUUGCUCAACAUCUUUUCCGUGGUGUGGUUGCAAACACCUACCUAUUCAAAGGAGUAUCCGAAGACCUUAUUACCCAGUUGGUAUCAGAAAUGAAAGCAGAAUAUUUUCCUCCUAAGGUUGAAAUUAUUUUACAAAACGAGAUUCCUACGGAGUUUUAUAUCUUAGUAUCUGGAGCAGUGGAUGUGCUGGUGUACAAGAAUGGAACAGAGCAGGUUUUGUCAAAACUAGGACCUUCAGAUGUGGCAGGGGAAAUUGGGGUUGUGUUCAACAUCCCACAGCCUUUUACUUUGAGGACCAAGAGACUGUCGCAGUUCAUCCGGCUCAGUCAUCAUCAUCUCAAGCAAAUGGUGCAGCCCCAUAGCCAAGAUGGAAAAAUAAUAAUCUCCAACUUCAUUCAGCUAUGUGAUGUUACAGUAGCCAUUGACACAUCCUCAAAAACAAUAUCUGCAAUCUGA